This is a messenger RNA of Pan troglodytes (chimpanzee), 951 nucleotides long. RefSeq names its product translocase of outer mitochondrial membrane 20 like (gene TOMM20L). The transcript has 4 exons. Gene Ontology annotation, cellular component: mitochondrial outer membrane translocase complex. The coding region runs from base 132 to 833 and encodes 233 amino acids. Gene Ontology annotation, biological process: intracellular protein transport; protein targeting; protein import into mitochondrial matrix. Lineage: Eukaryota; Metazoa; Chordata; Mammalia; Primates; Hominidae. The record is from RefSeq and is a predicted model, not a curated record. Gene Ontology annotation, molecular function: transmembrane protein transporter activity.
AGACAAUGUGAACUAGGAGGUGACCAAAGUUGACCUUAGAGUCAACUUAAUUUUGCAGGUGAGGGAACAGAGACCUAAAGGACCACUGGCUCCCAGUAAAGCAGAUUCGCAGCAUACUGUGCUUUGCCUGAAUGGGUGUUGUAGACACAGGGGCAGAGGCGUGUUUGGAGAAAGGGUUCAGAAUUUGGAGUGCGACAGACGUAGGUUCGAACAGAGCUCUGCUACUCUGUGGCUGUGAGGGCUCCCGCACACACCCUCUCGAACGCUCGGCUUCCUCAUCGGUCCGCAAGCCUGGGUGCGAGGCGUUAACGCGCAGCUGGGUGCGCAGGAGGCCCAGAGGCCGGAUGGGCCGCCGCGCCGACGCCCCCUGCCGGCCGGCCCGCGCCCAACGCUCGGCUUGUGGGACGCCCGCGGCCGGAUGCCCUCCGUCCGCUCCCUCCUCAGCCUCUUGGCCGCCGCGGCGGCCUGUGGCGCCUUCGCCUUCCUGGGCUAUUGUAUUUACCUCGACCGGAAGCGGCGCGGGGACCCCGCGUUCAAGCGCCGCCUGCGGGACAUUGUGGGAUCCAACGAAGACUAAAAAGUUGCAAGAACUUUUCUUGCAAGAGGUACGGAUGGGAGAACUUUGGUUAUCUAGAGGAGAGCACAGAAUGGGGAUUCAACACCUCGGCAAUGCCCUUUUAGUGUGCGAGCAACCACGGGAACUUCUGAAAGUUUUCAAACACACUCUCCCUCCCAAGGUAUUUGAGAUGCUGUUGCACAAAAUUCCCCUUAUUUGCCAGCAAUUUGAGGCAGACAUGAAUGAACAGGACUGCUUGGAGGAUGAUCCUGAUUGAAAAACAUUUCAACGUAUCCACAGUCCAGUGAGAAUACUAUGGUACCAUACAGUAUAAACAACUGCUCAAUGAUAUUUCCAUUUAUUUUACUUUGAGUAAUAAAAAUUUUUCUAUCUCA